Messenger RNA from Ostertagia ostertagi, 483 nucleotides. Lineage: Eukaryota; Metazoa; Nematoda; Chromadorea; Rhabditida; Trichostrongylidae. The record is from the annotation of a GenBank genome assembly.
AUGUCACCUGCCAAUCCGAAGAGCGGGCAGACUCCCUUCGCAGGCUUGAGUCCAAAGAGUAGAAGAGCUGCGUUGAAGGAAAGCGUUGAACGUUUGUCACGUCCCCGCAUCUCUGAAGGCGGUACUUGUCACAGGGAAUGGAAGAGGCAGGAAGGAAAGGAAGUUAUGCGAAAAUUGCUACACUCUCCCAUGGUUGGAUUUGCACGAGAUUACGGUUUGCCCGCCCCAGUGACGCCGUUCCAGCCACUCGACUCUACUCGCAUGACAAUUGCUAAUGCCGAUCGCAGUGGGACGGUCCGUCGUGGACCCACAACUAGAUUGCGACUGGACGGAACUUCCCUCUUCCCUGAGGAGAGCUCCGGUGUCAAGCACACCAAUCUUCUCAAGCGCUUCGGUGAUUAUAAACCUCAACAGAAAGAGCCUCCAAGAGCUUCACCAGAAUCCAUUGAUGCGAACACUAACGAGGAGCAACGGGGAAAUUAG